AUGAAUAGGGGGUGUGUUACACUGCCUGCUCCCCAGCUGGACCCUGGCAGCUCUCAGGACAUUCCCAAGUGCACAGACUGCAUGGAGAAAACUUCCCAAGGACAGGGGGGUGUAGCAGUGCUGCAGAGUGAUCCAACUGCAGCUGGUGUUCAAAAUAAAAGAGAACUUUCACCAAAAAAAACAGGGGAAAAUAUUUCAACAGGAAGGAAUCCUGCUGAAUUGGAAUGUAAAGUUAGUGAAGCUCAACGUGGAAAAAAAACCAGUAAAUCUUUUACAUCAUGGGCACAGAAGUUGAAACAAAACCAACCAAAAAGAACAAAUGCUGAAGAAGUGUGUGUGAACUCUAUGCAAGAAAAUGAGCAAGCAAAGAAAGUACCACUUGAGAAUACAAACCUUACAGAUGCUGCUUUGCCACCUUACACUUUUUACCUCAAUCAACCAAAGGAAAGUCCAAGUUCCAUAGUGUCUGAAGCUUCAGGACUUUCAUACUGGAAGCUAGAGGACAAGGAGAUGUAUCACUCCUUACCAGAGAAUUUCAGAAGCAAGUUUGCUGAUGUUUUCUCCACAAAAGUAUCAUCAGAUCAGUUGUCUUCUGCUGAUGAAACAAAGCUAUCAUCAUUGAAGGAUAUCUAUCAUAAAAGACAAAGGGAAAACAAGCAGCUGCCAGACCAGAAUUUUAUGCCUUCUUCCCUGUCAACUCAUCCACCAGAGGUCUUGACAUUGGACCCAACCCUACACGUGAAGCCAGGUCAGCAGAACCCAGGAUACUGUUUUUUCAAUAUUCCUGAGGAGAUGACUCCUUUUUCUCCAGACUCCAUGGCAGAGCCCGGAUUUUCAAGUCAUUGUGACACAGACUCUUUUUCACAGACAAGCAAUUCAUCUCGGUUGCACGAGUCUCCAAAAUACCCUGCCAGCAGCAGAGCUGUGCUUUUGGAUCCCUGGAGAAAUCACCCAUUCCAAAAUGAAAACAAGACCAGCUGUCCCUUUCCAAUGGCAUAUAUGGAUGCUAAUAAUGAUAAUUUAGUCAACACUGAGGAGGAAGACACCCUGACUCUGACUCCAUCUUCUGUUACUCAGUGUGCUGACAACAGUGUGCCAGAAUACAGUCUUUCAGUGACAUCUGUUGAAGAUCCUGUGAUAAUGUCAAACAUUAGGCAGAACUUGAGGGAAAAACAUGCUCGACACGUAGCUGAUCUACGAGCUUACUAUGACUCUGAGAUCCAGAGCUUGAAACAGCAGCUUGAGGCAAGCCAUAAAACUGCUUCAUCUGAAGACUUGAAGAACAUCAAUCAAAGUCUUGUUGACAGGUGUGACCAAUUAGAUGCAGCUCUGAAUGAAGCGAGUGCUCGCAUAAAAGCCCUUGAAAAUAAAAAUAGUAUGCUAGAAAAGCAAGUGGCAGAUUGGAGAGAACGUUUCUACACAGUCAGUGACACCUCCAAGGUUCUGCAGGAACGCCUGGAAGAAACACGCACGAGCAACAAGGAGAAGGACAACACCAUCAGCCGGCUCAAAUCGAGGCUUAGAGAUCUGGAGGAAGCAUUUGAGAAGGCUUACAAGUUGUCUGAUAAUAAAAAUGCCAGGCUCAAGGAAGAAAACAAAAUGUUUCAAAAUCUUUUAGGAGAGUAUGAGUCCCUUGGAAAAGAACAUGAAAGAGUAAAGGAUACGUUAAAUGCAACUGAAAACAAAUUACUUGAUGCAAACACACAGAUUUCGGAUUUGAAAAGGACAAUUUCAAAACUUGAAGCUCAACUCAAGCAGGUAGAACAUGAAAAUAUGCUGAAGCUUCGGCCUAUUACUGAAGGUCAUUUAAGAACCUCUUGUGCCAACAAAGUGGCAACUCCUGAUGUCAGCAGGCGAAAGUGGUUGAUACCAGGAGCAGAAUAUUCCAUCUUCACUGGCCAGCCUUUGGAAGGCCAGGAAAGCCCCAAAGACAACAGAUUAAAAGAAACCUAUAAUCCUUCCAGGCACCAUUCUCCUCCUGAAAAAGACUCCUCACAAGAAGACUCUUCAACAAACACAAUAGAAAAAGAAAAUGAGAUGUCAGAAGCACCAAUUAUAAAAGCCUUUAAAGAACUUGAAGAAGGAAGAGCAUUUAAAGAUUGGGGUACACAGACAGAGAAAGAAGACACAUCAGCUAAAACAUCAAAUCGACGUCAAACCGUUGGGUUUGCUGAAACUUCUUUCGUUGCCAACCGGUCCCCAGAGAAAGGUAGAGACCAACACAGACCCAAACGCUACAGCUCCCCCUCUGGCCAGAGGUCAUCCUCCCUUCCCCCUUCCAACAGGAAACCACAUAUUCCAACAGCAAGAGAGAUCAUGUUGGCACCACCAGUGUCUGUGACAUACAGCCCAAAACGAUCUCCAAAAGAAAACCUCUCUCCUGGAUUUAGCCAUUUGCUUAGCAAAAAUGAAAACACAGUGACAAGAUUUGAUAUACUUCUAGAUGACCUGGAGGCUGGUCCUACAUCUUCUUUACAGCACAAUAAUCCAAGGAAAAGGCUCCAGUUUCUCUCACUAGAUGAUGCAGAAGGAAGGCAGCACUCCGGGGUCAGCCCCAGCUCCUGUGCUGAAUCCCUCAAUACUGGGAUGAAGAAAGUGUCAGCGUUGGACGAGAGGAGCACGGCACAAAAAUAUGAGCCAGUGCUGUUACCUUGUGAGGGAGACUUCAAGUAUGCAGCAAGGAUUAAGACUCUGGCUGAAACAGAAAGGCUUUUUGAUGAGCUGACUCAAGAAAAGCAACAGAUUGAGGCUGCAUUGAGUCGAAUACCUUGUUCUGGGGGAAGAAUGACCUUGCAAGCAAGAUUGAAUCAGGAAGUCCUGGAAGAUCGUUUGGAGAGGAUCAAUAGGGAUCUGGGGUCAAUCCGCAUGACUCUGAAAAGGUUCCACGUUCUACGAACCUCUGCAAAUAUCUGA
Molecule: messenger RNA, 2913 nt
Organism: Chaetura pelagica (chimney swift)
Lineage: Eukaryota; Metazoa; Chordata; Aves; Apodiformes; Apodidae
Gene: MPHOSPH9
Product: M-phase phosphoprotein 9
Exons: 21
Coding region: 1-2913 (970 amino acids)
Cellular component (GO): centriole
Source: RefSeq, a predicted model, not a curated record